AUGCCGCAAACCACUCUCAACACCCUUCGCGGCGUCGCCGCCGCCGGUGGUGCCUCGCGCAUGGCCACCCGCCAGCUCCGCGCUCCCGUCUCUCGUGCCUUUUCCUCCUCUGCCCGUAACCAGUCUGUUCGCCUCGCUGCGCGCGCUCUCAGGAAACCCUCCGCCCUUUCCAGCGCCCUCAGGACGCAAGCCGUCGCUAAGCUGCCCGCGAGGCCCUACUCAUCCGAAGCUCCCAAGAGCAAGAGGCCCGGUGCCAUCAGGUUAACUUUUCGAUGGAUUUGGAGGUUAACCUACCUCUCCGUCCUCGGCUACGUUGCUUAUGUCGGCUACGCUGUCUACGAGGACAAGCACCCUCCUGCGCAGUCGCCUCCUGACCCGACAAAGAAGACACUUGUGAUUCUCGGUACCGGUUGGGGCUCUGUCUCCUUGUUGAAGAAGCUCGACACGGCUAAUUAUAACGUUAUCCACCGCUCCAUCAUGGAGCCUAUCCGUACCAUCCUCCACCAGAAGCCUACUGGUGUGACGUACUACGAAGCCGAGGCUACCGAGAUUGACUCUGAGCGCAAGGUUGUCAAGAUGCGCGACGAGUCCGAAGUCAAGGGUGCCGUCACCGAGACUGAAGUCCCCUACGACAUGCUUGUCGUCGGCGUUGGUGCCGAGAAUGCCACUUUUGGCAUUCCUGGUGUCCGCGAGCACAGCUCUUUCCUCAAGGAGAUUGGCGAUGCCCAGGCCAUUCGCAAGAAGAUUAUGGACUGUGUCGAGACUGCUGCGUUCAAAGAUCAGGAUCCCGAGGAAAUCAACCGUCUCCUACACAUGGUCGUCGUUGGUGGCGGCCCCACUGGCGUAGAGUUUGCCGGCGAAUUGCAAGACUUCUUCGAGGAGGAUAUCAAGAAGCUCAUUCCCGACUUCAAGCAUCGCUUCAAGGUCACCUUGAUCGAGGCUCUCCCCAACGUCUUGCCCUCCUUCUCCAAGACCUUGAUCGACUACACCCAGGAGAAGUUCAAGGAGCAGACCAUCGACGUGCUUACGCAGACCAUGGUCAAGAACGUUGAGGAGAAGCAGCUUACCGCCGUCAUCACCCGCCCCGGUGGUGUCAAGGAGACCCUCGUUAUCCCCUACGGCCUCCUCGUCUGGGCUACUGGCAACGCUAUCCGCCCCAUCAUCCGCGAUCUCAUCUCCAAGGUUCCCGCCCAGGCCAAGUCCACCCGCGGGCUCGCUGUCAACGAGUACCUGGUUGUCCAGGGCACCCGUGAUAUCUGGGCCGUUGGCGACUGCGCCGUCGCCGGAUACGCCCCCACAGCCCAGGUUGCCUCGCAAGAGGGCGCCUUCCUUGCCCGUCUUUUCAACAACAUGGCCAUGACGGAGCAUCUCCAGGCCCACAUUGCUGGACUUAGCGCUUCCCUAAACCUCCAGCCCGGUGGCGACUCGGCCAAGAUCGCCCAGGAGAUUGAGAAGUCGGAGAAGCAGCUCCGCCGCAUCAAGGAUGUCAAGCCCUUCCACUACUCUCACCAGGGCAGUCUCGCCUACAUUGGUAGCGACCGCGCCGUUGCCGAUGUUACUUGGUGGAACGCCAACGUCGCUACCGGCGGAAAGAUGACGUACUUCUUCUGGAGGAGCGCCUACCUUUCCAUGUGCUUCAGCUACAGGAACAGGUUGCUUGUCGCCAAUGACUGGAUCAAGUCCAUCGUUUUCGGCCGUGACGUCUCCCGAGAGUAA
Molecule: messenger RNA, 1716 nt
Organism: Parascedosporium putredinis
Lineage: Eukaryota; Fungi; Ascomycota; Sordariomycetes; Microascales; Microascaceae
Source: the annotation of a GenBank genome assembly